Molecule: messenger RNA, 2196 nt
Organism: Xiphias gladius (swordfish)
Lineage: Eukaryota; Metazoa; Chordata; Actinopteri; Istiophoriformes; Xiphiidae
Product: glutamate-rich protein 6
Exons: 13
Coding region: 205-1686 (493 amino acids)
Source: RefSeq, a predicted model, not a curated record
ACUCCAUCUGCGGAUGAAGCUCCAGAACAGCUACUAAAUGGACCUUGAGGUUACUGACAACACCAGCAAGUGUGAGGCAUUAGUGAAUAUUUGACUACCACUGAGGAGAGCAACUUUACACAAACAGUGAACGCUGUUAUUUCCUCCUGGGACAAAGACACUGAAAUCAGUAACUGCAGCACAGUAAGAAGGACAGAGACAAAGAUGAGGUCCAGUUUUUCCUAUGCCACCUCUGCUACAUUAGAGCAUGAGCCGCUGUGGGUCCUGAAUGACCAUAGGAUACAAGAGGGCUGUCCACAGUCAGUUAGUGAUCCACCCACCUAUUGUAUCAGAGCUGCAGGAGUUCUGAGGUACAAUCGGGAGUCUGACAACCACAGGAUAAACUUAACAGCCAUUCUUCCAGAGCCUCCAUCUCUGACCGAAUAUGCAUUGAAAUGUGAGUACUGCGGGGAAAAGGCCAGACCAUCACUCGAUCUAACAUGGCUACAGGAGCCCGAGACGGCUCCCCUCUUCUGUUGCGCCCAGCGGCAGCAGCUGUGUGAGAUUCUGGUGAAGCAGAGAUGUUUGUUUGAGGGGAGACGUGACCUGAAAACCGGUACUCCAACAUCACUGGAAGACAAGCCAGCCGCAGUGGUGGAGGAGCUGCUCCUCCAAGGAAGGGAGAUGGACGACCCCAACAAGUUUAUCAUGGAUUUACCAAGUGUACUUGCGACACAGUCAGAACUGGGAAUCCAUGAGGAUUGCCCAGUCCAACUACCUGUGAAAGAAACCUUCGCCUCAACGUCAAAGGUCCUCAGCUUCCGGCUCUCUGGUGCUCCAGGAAAAGGAUGCUGGACAGCGUAUCCUAGUAGCGCAACUGAGAAGUGCUUGAAAACAGAAGGGGAAGAGGCGCAGGUGUUGGUCCCUUUUUGCGACCACAAGCCACUUCAGUUUGGCAUAUGUCAUCAUCAGGAUGGAGGUGAAUUUCUACACAAAUAUUAUUCCAAUGGCAUGAAAUUUCUUACCUUGUUCCCUGAUGGCUCUGCUCAGGCCUUUUAUCCCUCGGGCAUCUUGGCUCUUGUUGUUGUGGUCACUGAAGAAAAUGGAAGGGUCUGCAUCGUGUAUGACGACAGCUAUGCCCCCAAUCAGUCGAUUAGAGCCGUGUUCCAGUCUGACGGCAGGGCGACAUGUUAUCACAGCAAUGGAAACAUAUGGCUGUCCUUAAACAGAUCAGGAGGUCAGUGUUUGGAUGAGGGAGGUGCCAGAGUUCGUCGGUGGAGCUGGAGCAGUCUGAGUCUCACUCCCACUCCCCUGCACCCUGUCUUCCUGUCCCUCAACAAAACUGUUGGGGUCCGAGUCUUUGGGAAGGAACAAGUGUUUGUCUCCUUCCUGGCACAAGGGCAACAAGCAAAGUUCAGUGUGGGUACCUGCUGUGCUCAGGGUAAAUCUAACACAGAUGGGCCUGCUUCAGGACCAUCAGUAACAAAGGAGGAGCUGUUAGUGUUGGCAGCCAGGAUUAGAAUCCACGUGGUCAUUCAGUAUCUUCACCAGAACCCGGUGACACCCUCCCAUUCCCAGCUGCCCAAGACCAAAAAAGCCCCUCACCUCCAUGUUGUUGCUCAAAGGCUUCUGGAAGUCAGUGCUCAUGUGAUGAUGAGUGACAGUGAAAGAGCCUUUAUCCAUGAGUGUCUGGAGAAUUAUCUUUGAUGUCCCCUUGAAAAAGUUCACUGUGACACAAUGGCAGCAGCUCUGCUAUCAUAAUGAAGUCACAGAGGAAUAACGGCACUUAAGUCAUACUCCACAAACUGAGGUUCAAAAAAACUUUAAUUUGCAGUUUCAAAGUAACUAUAGGGGAUCUGAACAAAAAAAAUAUAUUAGUACUUGUGUUAACAUGUUUCCUAUGGUCUUGAGUCCCUCUAUACAACUUAAUAGCUCUUAAUGGUAUUUCAGAAGAUACUAUAGAAUAGAUUUCACAUAAGAGUACGUUGUGUCCUGAGCGGAUAAAGAAAAUAUAAAAACCCUUAACUCUUCAUAGCCACAUGUGAAAGUGCAAAAGUUGCAAAGGUUAAAAUUUUCCCAUCAAAUGUCUCCAUUUGUCUGGGUCACUGUUUGCUCUUUCUGCAUAUAUGCUAGUGAUGAAAUGAUGUACAUUUCGUUUGAGCCCACAGGGAAUGCUCUCGAAGGUUAUCUUUUUCCUUUGGUGCAUAGUAACAAAUA